This is a messenger RNA of Penicillium oxalicum, 1284 nucleotides long. It is a transcript of the gene cdc123, whose product is annotated as cell proliferation protein CDC123. NCBI's taxonomy places the organism in Eukaryota, Fungi, Ascomycota, Eurotiomycetes, Eurotiales, Aspergillaceae. The transcript has 2 exons. Gene Ontology annotation, cellular component: cytoplasm. The coding region runs from base 1 to 1284 and encodes 427 amino acids. The record is from RefSeq and is a predicted model, not a curated record.
AUGAAUACGGACAAUUCAGCACCGGACUCUCGGUCAAGGGAGAUUCCUGAUCGCCUGCCAUUUCCCCCAGUGACCUACUCUCACAUUCUACAUUGCUCUUACCAUGACUGGCAUCCUCGAUACCGCUCUCUCAUUCCCAAAUCUCGUCUGAUCCCUCUUUCAACUGCAUUUGUCAAUUACCUCCGCGCCGAUGGGAUUGUCCUUCCGCCUGAAACUCGACUGCGGAGAGAAGACGACGAGCUCGACGACUACGACGACUCUGAUGAAGGUGAACAGGACCCAUCCGCGGAAUGGGUGGAAAUACACGCGCAGAUCAAGAAUACGAUUGCCGAGUUGGGAGGCAAAGUCACGCCAAAGUUAAAUUGGAGCGCACCCAAGGAUGCAACCUUCAUGUCUCCCACCAACGAUACGCAAUGUCGCUCGCCAAACGAUAUAUACCUUCUUUUGAAGAGCAGUGAUUUUAUCACACAUGACCUGGAGCAUCCAUUUGACGACUGUGAGCCAGACUUUGCAGUUUCUGACAGCUCAUCGGGCAACAAGACUGCCGGGGAAGAUGUUUUGCCCGAGGUACCCUACCACUUGGUCCUUCGUCAAUAUGUCAACUUCAAUCCUUCACUCGAGUUCCGCUGCUUCGUGCGGAACCGAAAGUUGCUCUGCAUGUGCCAGCGUGACCAAAAUCAUUUUGAUUUCCUGUUUGGCAUGCGAGAUAUGCUCCGGUCACGCAUUCAGUCGUUCUUUGACGAGAAGCUAAGGGACUCGUUUCCCGACCCCAAUUUUGUCUUUGACGUAUACGUCCCAGCUCCUCAUCAGCGCGUCUGGCUCAUUGACAUCAACCCCUGGGCACAACGGACCGACCCGCUCCUCUUUAGCUGGCUGGAGAUUUUGCGCAUGAAUGACCCCAUUGGCUUUGAGGAAGAACCGGAAGAUUCGCUUGAAGAGGGAGUUGUCCGUAUCUCACUCCGAGAUGGCAGUGUGCUGAGUCCACACUCUGACGGUGAAAGUGGAAGUGAUUCGGCCUCGGAGGAGGAGGAUGAUGAGGAGGCGCCCGCUGAUGGGGACGAUCAGUUUGCACCGUUUCUCCCCGAGUUUCGCCUCAUCAAGAAAGAUGACCCGGAAUCCUACUCCUUCAACACCCCUCAGUUUUCGGCACACAAGGUACCGAAGGAGCUUGUGGAUGCUUCGUUGGCAGGUCCGGGCGGCAUGAGUGAGUUCUUGGGCAAGUGGCAAGAUAUCCUGAAGCAGCAAGAGCGGGAGGACCGAGAGGCGGACGAUGAUUCGGCAUAG